AGACGAGCCCGCAAUAAGCUUGCUUCCGCCAAGUACAGAGCCAAGAAACAAGCACUGACACAUGCAAUGCAAGAUCGCAUUAUGCAGCUUGCCACACAGGUCAUGUCCCUUCGUGAUGAAUUAUCUCAGACAAGAAAAAACGAGACCGAGUUAUUAGACAGAUACGAAAGAUUAGUGACAUAUUAUCAG
Messenger RNA from Mucor mucedo, 189 nucleotides. RefSeq lists its product as uncharacterized. NCBI's taxonomy places the organism in Eukaryota, Fungi, Mucoromycota, Mucoromycetes, Mucorales, Mucoraceae. Gene Ontology annotation, biological process: regulation of DNA-templated transcription. The transcript has a single exon. The annotation marks the transcript as partial. The record is from RefSeq and is a predicted model, not a curated record. Gene Ontology annotation, molecular function: DNA-binding transcription factor activity.